Molecule: messenger RNA, 2227 nt
Organism: Drosophila arizonae
Lineage: Eukaryota; Metazoa; Arthropoda; Insecta; Diptera; Drosophilidae
Gene: gudu
Product: Armadillo repeat-containing protein gudu
Molecular function (GO): protein binding
Source: RefSeq, a predicted model, not a curated record
CGAAUAUGUUGAAAUUCCUUUACGUAAACUACACACAAAUUUCUGAAAAUUUAACUUCAUCUACAGCAACAGGCUCCUCACUAAUUACUUGUGUAUGAAAGCUUGUGCUCCACAAUGAUUGGCACCGCCGGGCAGCGUCGCCCGCGAAAGAUCCGCGAACAAUGUGGCUCCUGUCCGGAUCGCUUCGCCAGGGACAAACGUCAAGUGGUUAUGAAUGAUUCUGAUACCACAGAGGAGGAAUCGUCAACGGACGAGGAAGAGCGCUGGAAGGAUGUGGCGCGAGCUGCCGAAAUUCCUGCCGAAUAUUACAACAUCCAGAAGCUGGUCAAGUACAUCAAAGCGGGCAACCAAACAGCCACCAUAGUUAGCCUCUGCUGCCUGCAGGACUACGAUCUGCGCGUCCAAAUCAAUCAGUUCGCCAUCCAAGAUAUUGGUGGCCUGGAUGUCUUAGUCAACAUACUGGAGUGCAACGAUACCAAGUGCUGCCUGGGCGCCCUCACAGUGCUCGCCGACAUAACCCUCAAUAUUGACAUACGGAAGACGAUCGUGGAUCUCGAUGGCAUACCACUGAUUGUCGACAUUCUCAACUCAUCCAUGAAGGACUUGAAGACCAUGGCCGCCGAGACCUUGGCCAAUGUCAGCAAGGUUCGCCUGGCUCGCAAAUACGUGCGCCAGUGCGGCGGCAUUUCCAAGCUGGUCGAUCUGCUGGACAUCAAAACGAGUAUAUUGCAGACGCCACGCAAUCAACUGACCACCGAGGAAAUCGAAUUUCUGGACAUGGCCCGAGCCGGUUCACGUGCCCUUUGGACGCUGGCCGACUCCAAGCACAACAUGGAACAGAUGCGAAAGAGCGGCAUUGUGCCUCUGAUGGCCAACUUGCUGAAGUCCGUGCACAUUGAUGUGGUCAUUCCGAUUAUGGGCACCGUGAAGAAAUGCUCGUCCGAACCGAAAUUCCAGCUGGCCAUUACCACAGAAGGCAUGAUAGCGGAUAUUGUGACCCAUUUGAAUUCGGAGAACAUCGAUCUGAAAGUGGAGUGCAGCACGGCGCUCUACAAGUGCGCCUUUGAUGCAACCACCAGGGAUCUGGUGCGCGAGGCGGGCGGACUGGCGCCGCUCGUCAGCAUCCUGAAGGACAAGUCGGUGCGGGACAACAAGCCGUUGAUCAGAGGCGCCACUGGCGCCAUUUGGAUGUGCGCCAUGUCCGAUGAGAAUGUCGAGCAAUUGGAUGACAUGAAUGUUGUACACCAUCUGGUUGGCCUGCUGUCCGACGAGUGCGAUGAGGUCCUAACCAAUGUCACCGGCGCCUUGUCCGAAUGCGUGCGCUUCAAGCAGAACCGCAAGGCAGUGCUCAAUUCGAAUGGAUUGCCGGCAAUGGUGGCAUUGCUUAACUCCUCGCACGCGCCGCUGCUCGAGAACUUGGCCACGGCGAUCAAGGAGUGCGCCGAGGAUCCAGAGAGUAUGCGUAUUUUAGAGCAAUUGGAUGCAGUGCGUCUGGUUUGGUCGCUGCUCAAAAAUACGAGUCCGCGCGUCCAGGCGAAUGCCGCCUACGCCAUUUGUCCAUGCGUCCGGAAUGCUACGGAUUCCGCUGAGCUUGUGCGCAGUCUGGUCGGCGCCAUGGAGCUGGUAGUGGGUUUGCUCAAGUCCAAGGAAAUCAUGGUACUGUCAGCGGUCUGUGCGGCAAUCGCCACCAUCGCCUUGGACCAGACCAAUCUAGCCAUUCUAACGGAUCUUCGUGUCAUAUAUAAGCUCGCCGACUUGGUCAAUACAACGGAUGAUAUGCUGCGCAUGAACCUAGCGGCGGCCGUCGCUGCUUGCGCCUGUUUCGGCAACAACACGGAGGAGCUGGGACGCCUGCGCACCGUCACACCCAUUGUCACCUACAUGACCAGCGAGAAUCCUUUGGUGCACCGCACCACGGCCAUGGCCCUCGAGAAGCUAUCGAUGGAUCCGCAAAACUGCAUCACUAUGCACCAGAGCGGCGUGGUACCCUUCCUACUGGAGUGCAUUGGAUCCACCAAUAAGGAGCUGCAGCUGGCUGCCGCUGGCUGUCUGCGCAACAUACGUGAGCUAGCUCUGCGCGCUGAGGAGUAUAUGCUCAAGAUAGACGAUGAUUAGGCCCGUUGGCCAAGGUCGAUAACUGUAUUAAUGCUUUUACUGUUUAAAAUUGUUGCAAGUGCAAAUAUAUGUAUGUAGCUCUGAUUGAGAUUUGGGAGUAGGGGAUUGCUAC